Messenger RNA from Puccinia graminis f. sp. tritici CRL 75-36-700-3, 2379 nucleotides. RefSeq lists its product as uncharacterized. The transcript is spliced from 5 exons. The coding region runs from base 1 to 2379 and encodes 792 amino acids. Lineage: Eukaryota; Fungi; Basidiomycota; Pucciniomycetes; Pucciniales; Pucciniaceae. The record is from RefSeq and is a predicted model, not a curated record.
AUGAAUCCAAACUAUCCAGCAAGUUUUCAACAAAGCCAACCAUUAACCCUACCAAAUAUCAGACUCUACUCCAAUCCGACACAGCACUCACCUCACCAGUCAAUCCCCCACCCUGGAACUGCUUACCAAUUCACCCCCCAAUUGCAUUCCGAUGGCACCCUUGCUAAUCACGGUGGUAGCUUGGAUAAUCUUGAUGGUGAUUUUGACAAUCAUGGCAGUGGCUUCGACAAUCAUACUGGCCGUUUCAGCGAUCAUGGCAAUGGUUUUGACAACUACGGCGGCACCGACGGUGGUCAUGGUCUCGAAAAUCACAGCAGAGGUUUCGACAAUCACACCGGCAGUUUCAGUAAUCAAGGCGGCGGUUUCGACCAUUACGGCGGUGAUCGCGGUCUCGAAAAUUACGAUGACCAUUUGGACAAUCAUGGCAGCGGUUGCGACAGUUACACCGCUGGUUUCAGCAAUCAUGACAACACUUUCGACAAUCCCAGCGGCAAUGCCGACCAUAGAGGCCACACGAUUAAUCAUACCUCUGAAGGUCAACACCGUUCAGAUGCCAAUGCCAGUGCUUCCGGAGGUCAGGCAUCUACUAUCACCGCGCGUCAAGCUCAAUGCCCUAGUAGAUCCAACGUUCCAGCCACCACAGUCCAUGCCGCUGGCAAGCAAGGAAUGACCAGGCCCACUGCAGGUCAAGCUCAACCCACUGCUAGAACCGAUGCCGCAGCCACCACAGUCGAUUCCGCUGGCGAGCAAGAAGCCACCAUUAGGCCUAAUCCCGGCCGACGGGCCCCUCCAACACGCGAAAUCAAUCAAAUCCUCAAAAGGUUGGCCAAGGAUAGACAGCCUUCUAACCCCAAAAACCCCAGUCAUCCAGCCCCAGUCAUCGAUCCAACAACCGAGGCCACAACCAAUCCGAGCUUGGCCAACAAUGAAGGAAAUGAGACUAGUGUGACCAACCUUGUCCCUACCACUGAUAUUCGCCGCAACAACCCAGAUGGUGAACAUGGGGACAACGAUGACGAACGCCUCACCGAGAUACCCGAAGAUAUAAUGGACGAAAUUGUAGGUAUGGAUCUUGACGAGUUGCGUGAAUAUGAAGCUCUCCAUGCCCAGUCCAAACGACUUCCAGCGUACCUUAAAGCCGAGGUGGACGACAUGUACUAUGAGUUUGAAAGACAACUCCACAUACUAGCUAUCAAACACCAACUCCAUGCUACACUUCUAUACACUCAUAUUGGUCAGACCAAUCGAAUGCGAGGGGCCACGAACUACAAUAAUUUUUGCCGCUUUGAUCCUAAAGCACGAGAGGUCUUCUCGGCAAAAGAUCAGCCACUCAAGGAACGAUGCAAGGGAGUGGCUAAGCUAUGGAACGAGCUGGAUCCCGAUAUUAAGAUAAAGUAUAAGGACCCCGACUAUAUUGAAUCCAUUCGCGGCAAUGUUCCUAUUGUAGUCGUGAAUGGGGAAAUCCAGACUGCCCGAAAGACUCAUGUGGCAAAUACAACACUCUACCUUGGAUCUAACAAGCAAAGUGUUUCAUUUGUCAAGCGAUGGUUCAAAGACACUGUUGAUCGCAUGAACGAGAUAGCCAAUUGCCACCGUAUUCAAGGGAUGUUGAUUGUUGCCUCCGCUCGAUCUUCCGGUGACCUUUUUUUGCAAGGUGGCACAAAAAUGGGCAACAACUUCAUGCACAUGCUUGUUGAUGCUGGCGAUCCCUUGCGCAAGUUUCAUCCCUAUGUCGCUGGACUGUCUGUCAUCGAAGAACUAACAAAUCAAGCAGGUGAAGUCAGCGUUCCGGUUGGCAAAACAGCCGGCAACAAUGCAUCCGGCUCCGCGCAAGCGACUCGGAAAAGGAAGCACACUGCGAUUGAUGAAGACAAUGAUAGUUCCCCACAGGAUAAAUACUGUACAGGGACUCUCAAGGAAAGCAAGAAGAUCAUCAGCAGGGAGCUGCUCAAGCUACUGAAUGCUGUGAGCAACAAGCAUUUCCGCGCUUGGCCGGGCACAAAUUGUGCCCGCGAGCUCAAAGCAGCAAAUAUCAAACUGACGAUCAAGAAGAACCCCGAACAUUUUAAUGCAAAUGAGCUCUGUCAACCAAUCAAUGCAAUUAAGAUCAUCCCAGCUCAGAGGAUACGGCGCGCGAUUGGUGAAGGAUGGAUUCAGCUGAAACACGAAAAUAAUCACGAAGGCACCAAUGCAGCCUCUAAAAAGAAAAACCAAUCCAAGAACCCUGCUACUCGACGCGUGGCCAAAACCAAACAAUAUAAAAAGAGAGUAUCAGCUGCAUCUGAUGAAGAUAGCAAUGAAGAGUCUGUGUCUGAAGAUGAUGAUGAAAGCGAGGAUGGCCCUGGAGAUUCCGGGGAUUCUGAGAGUGAUGGUAAUUAG